Xyrauchen texanus (razorback sucker) is the source of this 1487-nucleotide messenger RNA. RefSeq names its product testican-2-like. The record is from RefSeq and is a predicted model, not a curated record. NCBI's taxonomy places the organism in Eukaryota, Metazoa, Chordata, Actinopteri, Cypriniformes, Catostomidae. Bases 92 to 1351 code for a protein of 419 amino acids. The transcript has 10 exons. Gene Ontology annotation, molecular function: protein binding; calcium ion binding.
CAUCCCGUAAUAGGUCACAUUUCACUGUAGUCUCAGCAUCCGUCUCUCGCCCUUUACAGCAGAGGAAUCGAGACAUCACACAAGCGGAAUAAUGGUGUGGAUGAACGAUCUUGCAUGUCUUCUCCUUCCGUUGAUGAUCCUGGUUCGGAUUUCCAUGCAGGUGGACGUUAAGAACGGGAAAGACGCCGAGACAACGGGGAAUUUCAUGGAAGAUGAACAGUGGCUGUCUACCAUUUCCCAGUACAGUCGCAAAAUAAAGCACUGGAACCGCUUCAGAGAUGAUGAUUACAUCAGAUCAUGGGAUGAAAAUCAAGGCUCAAAUGAAAAUGUGGACACCACUAAAGAUCCCUGCCAGAAGGUGAAAUGCAACAGACACAAGGUGUGUGUUGCCCAGGGCUAUCAGCGUGCUGUGUGCGUCAACCGCAAGAAGCUGGAGCAUAGGUUGAAGCAGCAGGUCAUUAGUCAGCAGCAAGAGAACAGCUGUAAACCAUGUCCAGCGUCGUCCUCUGGUCCAGUUUGUGGCUCUGAUGGACAUAACUACGCCUCUCAGUGCAAACUGGAGCAGCAGGAUUGUCUCUCAGAAAAGGAGUUGAAAGUAAGAUGUGCUGGUCUCUGCCCCUGUACCGCCACCACUGCACCUGCUACAGAUGUGGACAGCAAACAUGAGAAUUGCACAGGGCAGGACCUGGCAGAUCUGGGAGAUCGCCUGCGGGACUGGUUCCAACUGCUCCAAGGCAACAGCAAGCAGAACAGCACAGGGAAUCCUGCAGCCAGCUCUGCAUCAAUUCUGGACCGGACUCUUGUUGCAUCCUGUAAGGACUCUAUUGGCUGGAUGUUCUCUAAGCUGGAUACAAACAAUGACCUGUAUCUGGACCAGGCUGAGCUGGCUGCCAUUAAUCUGGACAAGUAUGAAGUGUGCAUACGGCCCUUCUUCAACUCCUGUGACUCUUACCACGAUGGCAAAGUCUCCACUGCCGAGUGGUGCCUCUGCUUUUGGAGAGAAAAGCCUCCCUGCCUGGCUGAGCUAGAGAGAAUCCAAGAGAAGGAGGGAGCCAAGAAGAAACCAGAUACAUACAUUCCCAGCUGUGAUGAGGAUGGCUUUUUCAGGAAGCUGCAGUGUGACAAGAGCAAAGGGGAGUGCUGGUGUGUGGACCAGCAUGGAGGAGAGUUAAUGGGCUCCAGAAUCCAUGGCAACCCUGACUGUGAUGAGUUGGUCAUGUAUUCGGGUGAUUUUGGUAGUGGGCUUGGAUGGGAGGAUGAGGAGGAGAAGGAGGCGGAGGAGAACGGCGAGGAGGCUGAGGAGGAAGAAGGGGAGGUGGGGGAGGUAGAUGACGGUGGAUACAUUUGGUAGAACGAAACAACAAUUUCGCUUUGUUCAAUGUAGCUUUCUGUGGCCCAUCACUACAGAGGCAGCUCUAUCUUCUGACAUUAAAUGGUGGACUCUGGAGGGUGGGUCAUCUUUAUACUGAGCUCCAAACAGCAUUGAC